AUGCACUCCGCAUCGGGCGAGGCCGUGGCCGCCGCCAUCGCCGCUGCCACCGCCGCCGCCGUCCCGAGCACUGGCCGCCGCAGCAGCAGCCCGCCACCGCCCGAGGCGCCCGCGCCCGCAGCCGCCGCACCGGCCCCGGCCGCGCCGCUCCAGCGGCUGUUGAGCGGCGGCGGCGCGCAGGGCAGUGGCGGCGCGGGGGCCGCGGCGCUGGUACCGGGGCGCAUGAGCCGGGCGUCGUCGCCGUUUGAUCUCGAGCCCGGCGCCGGCAGCAAACUGCGGCACGCCAGCCGGUCCACGUCGCUCGAGGCGGGCGCGGCGGCGGGGCGGUGA
This is a messenger RNA of Monoraphidium neglectum, 330 nucleotides long. RefSeq lists its product as hypothetical. NCBI's taxonomy places the organism in Eukaryota, Viridiplantae, Chlorophyta, Chlorophyceae, Sphaeropleales, Selenastraceae. Bases 1 to 330 code for a protein of 109 amino acids. The transcript has a single exon. The record is from RefSeq and is a predicted model, not a curated record.